Molecule: messenger RNA, 424 nt
Organism: Dentiscutata heterogama
Lineage: Eukaryota; Fungi; Glomeromycota; Glomeromycetes; Diversisporales; Gigasporaceae
Source: the annotation of a GenBank genome assembly
GCCACCAUGCCGUCCGAUUAUUUAUCAUGAUAUUCAAGAGUUUGAUGAGCUUAGUACUCGUCAGACCGUUGAACAAUCCUACAAUCUAUGGCUUUCAAUUUUGAUUACCAGUUUCACUGGCCGUUAUUCUGCAGGUGAUAAUCUAAGCUAUUUCCGUUGGUUUUUCCUCGUAACAUUACUUGAUAUCAUUUUUGGUGUAUUCAUCGGUAUUGGUUGGGUUUUCGGAGGCGGUGGUGGAUUAAUUGAGAUGGUUACAAAUUUUAAAGCGAUCCAUGAAAAAGGAGCUAUUGCCAUAGUCGCUGGUGUUUUUAACGCUGUCUGUGCUACAUUAGUGUUUGCGCAAGUCGUUAUGCACAUUAUGUUGUGGCGUAGGGUAUACGCUUACAUUGAAUCUAAAGGUUGGACACUUCUCCCUGGAAAAUAA